AUGGCCUCCGGCCUGGCCGAGGACCUGGUGUGCCCCAUCUGCCUGGCCCUCUUCCAGGAGCCCCACAUGCUGGCCUGCGGCCACAACUUCUGCCUGGCCUGCCUGCAGAGCGUCGUCCCCGGCGGGCAGGAGGCGGGAACGUGCCCCGAGUGCCGCGGGCCCUUCCAGAUGGCCGAGCUGAAGCGCAACCGGGCCCUGGGCAGCCUGGCCAGGAAGGUGCGCCGCUGGAAGGCCGACGAGGAGCCGCUGCCGGGGGCGCCCGCCGGGCCGUGGCACUUCUGCGAGGAGCACGACGAGCCGCUCAAGCUCUUCUGCACGGAGGACGAAGGGCCCAUCUGCGUCAUCUGCCGGGACCUGCCCCAGCACCGCGGCCACGAGUUCUUGCCUACCAAGAAUGCUGUGCUGGUCUCUCAGGGAAAAUUGAAAGCAUAUCUGAAACAUCUGGAGAAGCAUCUAAAGGAGGUGGUUGAGGAUGAAAAAGAUCAGCAGAACGAAAUUGCAGCACUGAAGAACUGCACUGAAGACCUGUUGGGUCUUAUUUCCAGUGGGUUUAAGGAUCUCCACCAGAUCUUGCACAAGAAAGAACAAGAAAUUAGGCUGAUGGUAGAGAAGAUGAAUGAGGAGAACAUGGAAGAAAUGGAGGCUUCCUUAACCUCUUUGAAAGAAGAAGGGACUUCACAGACGGAGACCAUUGCCAAGGUCAAAGCUGCGUUAGAAACAACAGAUCACAUUGCCUUUCUAAAGGGUUUCAAGAAGCUGAUAGAGCAAGUGAAGGAGAUUCACCAAGGAGAGAUUGAAGACGAUGAGGAAGAUGAGGAGAAACCUGAUGAUCAAGCAGAAGAGAAAUCCAAUAACGCUGAAUGUGGGGAGGAUCAAUGGGAAGAUGCUGACGGUGAAGAAGAUAAUGAAGAUUAUGAACCUGACGAGUCUGAUCAUGAUGAUGACGAUGAUAGGGUGAUCCCUGUGGAGCUAGCACUUGAGAGCUUUGGGGAGUCAUUGGACUUUGAGCUCUGGAAGGAACAGUUGGAGAGUAUCAAACCCAAGGAGAUUAUCUAA
Molecule: messenger RNA, 1056 nt
Organism: Eublepharis macularius
Lineage: Eukaryota; Metazoa; Chordata; Lepidosauria; Squamata; Eublepharidae
Product: nuclear factor 7, brain-like
Exons: 5
Coding region: 1-1056 (351 amino acids)
Molecular function (GO): zinc ion binding
Source: RefSeq, a predicted model, not a curated record